AUGUCGGAACGGAUCGUGACUUACGUGGCGGACGGCGAGGAAGAUGCCGCGCCGCAGGUGGGGGCGAAACCACGCAAACGAUCGCAGCGGAAGAAGAAGGGCGCUGUUGCGGACGAGGAGAAGGCGACGUCGUUCGUGAACGGGCGCGUCGUGUUCGCAUCGGGGACCACCACCGUCCAAGGAGGCUCACGAGUCGUUGAGAACACCGCCAAGCCGGAGCGGCCUCGCAGCGCAGCCUCGCGCGGCAAGAAGUCGAACGGCAACGAGCAGGACGACAGCCUCGCGGAGGCCGCGGGCUCUCCGUCGGCCGACCGCGAGCAGGAGAUGCUGCAGCUCAUGAUGGCUUCCAUGCGGCACAAGGCCGAGAAAGAGGAGCUCGGGCGGGAGCGCGACCUGCUCCUGCAGCAGAUGGCGCUGCUGCAGAGCCACGCGGAGGAGCUCGCGGCGAUGAACGAGCGUCUGCGUCUGCGUGCAGCGGGCAACAGCCGCGCCAGCGGUGCCAGCUUGGAUCACUCGCGGCUGACUGGGGUGGGCUCGGAGACCGACGAGGCCGAGCGGUGGGCCGACGACAGCGACGACGAUGUCGCGGGCGUGCCGCACCCGGCGGCCGCGGAGGCCCUGCCGCCGGUGUCGCCGCUACAGCUCGGCAGCGCUGCCGCGGGCGGGGGCGACGCGCAGCGGGCGUCGGAGAGCGGGCCGAGCGAUCGGCCGCCGGGGUGGUCGAACGUGCCCUCUCCGCAGCGCGAGGAGCCGCCGGGGUGGAGCGACGGCGGCGCGGCGGCGCAGGACGGGGACGGAUGGGAUGCGGGGUUGAGUGACAUCGAGUUGAGCGGGGGGGGCGGUGGGGGCGAGGCGGGCGGGGGCGUGGUGAUGCUGGACAACGACCUGUUCGACGCGAGCAUGAUCAGCGAGGGGGGCGCGUCGUGA
Messenger RNA from Pedinophyceae sp. YPF-701, 927 nucleotides. The record is from the annotation of a GenBank genome assembly. NCBI's taxonomy places the organism in Eukaryota, Viridiplantae, Chlorophyta, Pedinophyceae.